CGCGGUAGUGUCAGUUAAGUCAGUUUGCGAACGGCGUCAGCGUUGACAAGCGUGAGUUGCGAGCGUUUUAUACAUCGUCGUUGUCUUAUGCGACGGCAGGCAUGGCCAGCGCCUUGACGUUCUGUCUGCUGCUGGUCGCCGCACUAGCCGACUCCGUUUUUUCCACGCAACGAACAUUGCGGUCGUGGGUGAACCAGGAUUGCGGUGACCCGUGUCGCGAGCGAAACGUGACGACACUCUACUUGAGAGCCGAUGGCCCCAACGAUACGUUGCAUUACCUAUGGGAUUUCAUUGGCACCCCAUCCGUUCUGCUGGCCAUCACGUCACCCUCCGCCUAUCUCAACAUCACCUGGGACGACUAUCUCGCCAGAAGGGAGAACUCGGUUGUCUUCUCGGAGAAACCCUCCUAUUCCUUUGGGGUGAUAAUAAACAAGAUUAUCGAAUUCAACGAUGUAAAUGACACGGCACUGAUUGACACUGCCGACGUCAUUAAUACGAACGUUUUGCAUUCCGAGUAUUUCAACUGGCGGCUCGUGUCUCUAUUGAAAAAUAGCGAAUUCGUCUCUCUGGAUAUGGAGGGUAACUCUUAUCACGAUACAGCUAAGAAUAUCAGCAGAUACGGGAGUAUAAAACUUUCGCUCCGAGGAUUCUGUACUGUUGAUCAUUCAGACAUGGUGCCGCAUAUGCUACACACGGAGAAUUCUACGCAAGUGGACAUCAUCCUCGAUCACAUCCAGACUAACCAGACUUUUGCUCGUAGCAGAUUUGCUAUUGAAUUGCUCGUGGUUGGCGGUGGCGAUCCCGAAGUACUGAUGUUCGUUGAUCCGAAAAAGAGUCUGGACGAUGAGCAUACUCCGGGUAUAUUCGAGGUUGUUGAAGUUAGAACGCCACCCUACAGAGAACAGGACGGCGCGCUGAAUGCUGGAUCGUAUUUACAAUGGCGGCCGGUGUCAUACAUUAGCGCGUCGCGCGAUGUAACCAGUUCCACGGAGACAGUCCAGUAUCCACCGAAACACGUGUUCAAUUAUACAAGCAUUAAAAAUUCGAUGCUCUACUGUUAUUAUGGAGAAACUGUGGAUCUUCUAUUACAAAAGAUAAUGGUUUCCUUGGGCUCAAAAGGAGAUGGUUUUUACAAGAAGACGAAUUACUUGACGUGGACUUUCAUGAUUGGAUACGGCACACCACCCGAGGAGAGAUUCUCUUCUCUAGUCAUUAUGAUUAUCUCGAUUGGUCUCGGCCUCCCUUUGCUCAUUAUGAUAAUCACUGGCCUGUAUCUCUGCAUUCGCAGAAUGCCGAAACGACAUGGCAAUGCUUAUUUAAAUCGAUGAACUCGUUCGUGUGCCAUGUGAUUUAUUCGUAUGUCGCGUGUACGUUUAGGUACAUCGCUACACAACUAUUGUUCUUCACAAAGAGAUAUUCCUAUAUUUAUACAACACAUAUAUUUUUACACGACUAGUAGCUCGGAUCUGAUAUUAGUGUGAUAAGUGUGAGUGAUAAUUCGUUCUCUCAUAACGUAUUAGCGCUUAGCGAAAUGUUAGGAUACUCCUCUAGUUCUCUGUUUUAAUAUUUUAAGAGGAUAUGUUAUUUGUUGACACUUGAUAAAAAAGAGAAUAGGAGCAAUCACAUUUAUUUCUAAAUAUGCUAUGAGAGAAUGAUAUGUUAGUUUGUAACGAAUGAACGAAUUUUUCUAGGUAAUUUGUAAUUGAACGCUGAUUGUAUGCACGAGAUUUACGAAAUAUACAUAUCUUAUAAUAA
Molecule: messenger RNA, 1755 nt
Organism: Acromyrmex echinatior (Panamanian leafcutter ant)
Lineage: Eukaryota; Metazoa; Arthropoda; Insecta; Hymenoptera; Formicidae
Product: glycosylated lysosomal membrane protein
Cellular component (GO): lysosome
Source: RefSeq, a predicted model, not a curated record